Molecule: messenger RNA, 372 nt
Organism: Rhizophagus irregularis DAOM 181602=DAOM 197198
Lineage: Eukaryota; Fungi; Glomeromycota; Glomeromycetes; Glomerales; Glomeraceae
Source: RefSeq, a predicted model, not a curated record
GAUAUUACGGAGGGGGAAUGAGCUUCGUUAUUGGCAUGAACACUGUUGGCACUUCGUUGAGCGAGCAAAAAAUAAAGAAACGGCAAAAGUCAAGGGCUAUUAAGGGAUUAGAAGCGAUCCACAAGCAUGGCAUCCUCCACAAUGACAUUCAGGAGGAAAACAUCUUAAUUAAUGACAACGGUGACAUCUACCUGAUUGACUUCGGGAUGGCAAGUCGGGCGGACACAAAAAAGAAGAGAAAGCUUUUCAGGGAGGAACAGUCAAAUAUUCUAACUUGCUAGUUUCGUAAAGAACACGAGACGAAUUUUCAAGUCACGUAAAUGUCAGGUGGUUAGUUAGACUGUAGGAUUAUACAUUAGACAUUAGCAUAGA